This is a messenger RNA of Mollisia scopiformis, 2117 nucleotides long. Its product is annotated as oxidoreductase-like protein. The coding region runs from base 195 to 1985 and encodes 596 amino acids. NCBI's taxonomy places the organism in Eukaryota, Fungi, Ascomycota, Leotiomycetes, Helotiales, Mollisiaceae. The record is from RefSeq and is a predicted model, not a curated record. The transcript has 2 exons. Gene Ontology annotation, molecular function: oxidoreductase activity.
AUCUAGUGUCCGAAUACUCGAAUAUCGAGCCUGCGUCUUAAAGGUCGAUCGGGGGCGACUCCGAUGCCGAACCAUGCAUAUUUUCGACAAGGGAAGGUUUGAUCUCCUAGCUAGUUGUCGACUUUAUCAAAGAGAGCUAUUUCCGCAUUUUAGGGUCGAGUGAUCCGUUGCGGCUCCAUUGCACUACGCGUGUCAUGGCAUAUUUCACCCCAGCUGACUUGCAACUACACAAACAUGACGAGAAGGCACACAAAUUCCUACAAGUCGCACCUCAAGAUGGCCCAGCAUCGCCGUACCUCCGGCCAGGUGCAUCCAACGUCCUGUCGCGGUCGCCAAUACUUGUAUUGAGUACGUUAGAUUCCGCUCAAAACCCAUGUAUCACGGUCUGGGAAGGGAGAGCUGGUUUUAUUAAAGGUAUUGGGCAGUCCAACGUGGUCAUAAGAGCUAUUGUGAAUAGGGAGCAUGACUUGGUGGCAAAGGAGUUACUUGGUUCUAGAGCAAUUGGAGAGGUUAUGUUGGAUGGUCGUCCUACAAAAAUGGUUAGCAUGCUUGGAAUCGAUCUUGAAGCACAUAUAAGAGUAAAGCUAUAUGGUCGAUUGGUAUCUGGUGCUCUAGCUGAAGUUGGGAACGGCACUAACGAGGUACUGCUUGUUAUAACAGUGGAACGAAGUUUUAUAACCCGUCCGGGGUCGUUCAGCCCGAAGCACGUGUUACCAAACUUUUUUUUGCCUCGGCUUAUAUCACAGUCGCUACCUUUGAUACCCGAAAUUGUCAACGUCCUUGCAAAAGCAGAAGUUCUGUUUAUAUCAUCUUCAAAUCAUAAUCUCUACUUGGAUAUAGACCAGCGAAGUGGCCCUCCAGGUUUUGUACACCUCAGUGCAAAUGACGAGAAUGGCUGUACACUUGCCUACCCUGAGUACUCUGGCAUUCGAUUAUACCAAACAUUGGACAAUAGAGGCAAGAUCCCUACAGCCGCACUACUUUUUCCGGACUUCAGUACUGGCAACGCUGUUUUUAUAACAGGAAGAAAGGAAGUACUAGCGCGUGAGGAUGCAAUCCGAGUAUUACCGCGGAGCAACAUUGCGGUCAGGAUCACUGUUCAGUCCGUGCGGUAUAUUGAGCACGGCUUGACAAUCUAUGCUAUGCGAAGUCCCCGGGCCUCAAACGCAUAUGGUACUUCUUCCGUUGAGCAGGUGCUCUACGAUAAAUCCCAAAAGAAGCAGAUCUUUGCAAGACUAGUUGACAAGCAGCUAUUAACGCCGACAGUCGCCCGAUUUGGGUUUCACAUUGUUGAUGCUAAAGAGACAAGCCAAUGGGAGCCAGGUCAGUAUGUUACGCUGGGUUUCGAGAGGCUACUCGGCCCUCAACUAAGGAGUGACGCCAGAGUCUCUGAGAAUACCUAUGCUCGGAAGUUUACAAUUUCCUCGGGAGCGGGCGAAUUUUUAGGGUAUUGUCGAUUUGAAAUUACUAUCCGCAAAGUCGGCAUUGCCACAGAGUACCUGUUUAGUCAGGAUGGGGAGACUGGGGUCGAGAUCCCCAUUAGAGGAUUUGGCGGCGAAUUCAUCUUCCAGCAGAAAGCUCUGGAGACGAUUGGGUUCGUAGCUGGGGGCGUGGGAAUAACGCCAUUGCUAGCUCAGACUGGCCGUCUCCAUCUGCCUCGGACGCGGGUGUACUGGACAGUGAGAGCUGAGGACCUUGGUCUGGUCGUGGAUUCAUUCGAGAAAGCACCGGAAUUAUGCGGCUGCACACGGUUGUUCGUAACCGGCGAGAUAGGUGAUGAGGGUGCUCAAUAUUUGACCAAGCUUGGUGCUAUGGAGGCCUCGGUAGAAAUGCGUAGGAUGGCGUGCGAUGACCUGCAGCUGAACUUUGAUAGCCCGAACGCUGCUAUCAAAAUGUGGUACGUGUGCACCGGAGCGGCUCUUCGAAAGACGUUAUUGGAGUGGUUGAAUGAUCGGAAUGUGAUUUUCGAAACAUUCAACUUUUGAAGACGAACCAGCAAAAGUGAUCCCGAGAGUUUUGAGCGUCCUAUCAAUGCGUUCUUGUCGAGCCUCUAGCAGAUGUCGGACGACCCGCUGAGAUAUAAAGAAAAGAGCCCGCGGCGGGUGAAGGGAGGGUGG